CACUAUCCAGUCUCUCUCUACCAGUCACUCUUUGACACCACGUUCACUACCGCCAUUCGGCACUAUCAUUCUUUUUACACAGCUACCAACACACUCCCGUCGGACCGACCUCGAAUCCUACUGAUCCUUCGACACCAACACCAACAAACACAAAGUACACUAGAUCUACCAAAAUCAGAAUGCGUGCCGCUUUCGCUAUCGCUGCCCUUGCUGGCGCAGCCAUUGCCGCUCCUAGCUACGGAGGUUAUGGAAAACAGGAGGAGCCCAAGAAGAACGUCGUCGUCGUCGUUGAGACUGUCAUCGAAACCUGCUACGUGACCGAGGGAUACCCCAUCCCUUCCGCUACUCCUGCACCCGAGCCGGUACCAGCUCCCGCUGCGCCAACCACCACCGUCGUUGUCGAGCCUCCCAAGCCGUCAUCCGCGUACGUUGAGCCUCCUCAGUCUACUCCUGUGUACGAGGCCCCAGCCCCAUCGCAGCCCGCCUACUCGGCUCCUGCAUACACCCCAGCUCCUGCUCCUGCUCCCGCUCCGACUCCCACCCCCACUCCCGAGCCCCAACCAGCUCCUCCCGCCGACUCCGGCUACAUGGGCGUCGUCGCUGAAUGGCGCGCCAAGUUGGGCCUGAAGGAGCUCUCCCACGACUCAAAGCUCGAGUCUAACGCCAUGGACACCGUCGUCUCCAGCAAUGGCGUCAUGACACACAAGCUCAACCCCGGUACCUACGGCCAGGUCCUUGCCCCUGGCAAGGAUGGCAAAGACGACCAAGGUAACGACAACUUCACCAAGGUCUUCGUCGGUGGCUGGCUUUGCGAGCUUCCCAACACCCCUGGUCUCGACGGUGUCUGCGGUAAGAUGUCCGAGGGCUGGGCAUACGAAGGCCAGACUGGCCACGCCGAGAUCCUCACCUCCGCGCAGUACUCCAAGAUUGGAUGUGCGCUCCACAAGGGUAUCUGGUGCUGCGAUCUUGCAUAGACGCUUCAACGGCUAUCUGUGAAUAUGGGGGCCUUUUCUUUUGGUGUAUAGGUGGUUUGGGGACAAAACGCACUUGUGCGGGUGCUUGGACACAUUUUCGCUUCUUCUGUAUCGUACGUUCACUGUACGCUUCUUUAUCCCUUGUAUUAUCUACUAGGGAAAACUGCAUCGUCUGUUGCAAAUUGACGUCUUCACGAUUUCACGACC
Molecule: messenger RNA, 1181 nt
Organism: Parastagonospora nodorum SN15
Lineage: Eukaryota; Fungi; Ascomycota; Dothideomycetes; Pleosporales; Phaeosphaeriaceae
Exons: 1
Coding region: 180-974 (264 amino acids)
Source: RefSeq, a predicted model, not a curated record